UCUUUUCAGCUCGGAUGUCUGAAAACUCCUAAAACCCCAAAGCAGCCAGACCAGUACACACACCAUUUUGCUUGUCAAUGGCCGCCGCCGCCGCCGAUCCCCUCGUCGCCGGCGCCACCGUCUCCUCCGACUCCGACUCCGACUCCGACGAUCUCCACCUCCUCCUCCCGAAUCUCCUCCCUUCCGCCGCCACCGCCGCAUCAGACGCGCAGCUCCACCACUUCCACCUCCCCGCGCUCCCGUCCCCUAUCACCGUCCGCACCCUCCCUUCCCUCGGCCUCACCUUCCAGCUCUGGCCAUCGGCCUCCACCCUCCUCCGCGUGCUCCCCGCCUCGCCGCUCCUCCUCUCGCGCGCGCCCACCCCGGAGAGCCCGCUGGGCAUCCUCGAGCUCGGCUCCGGCACCGGCGCCGCGGGCCUCGCCCUGGCCGCGGCGCUGCCCGCCCACGCCGUCCUCUCGGAUCUCCCCGCGGCGCUCCCCAACCUCCGCCACAACGCGUCCCUCAACGCGCCCCUCCUCGACGCCCGCGGCGGCUCCGUCUCCGUCGUCCCGCUCCCGUGGGGCGACGCCGCCGCGAUGGAGGCCGUCGCUGCUCCGCCGCCGGCUUCUCGGUUCGACCUCGUCGUGGCGUCGGACGUGGUGUACUACGAGGCGUUGGUUGACCCCUUGAUUGAGACGAUGCGGUUCUUCGUCAAGGGGGAGGUGGUGUUCGUGAUGGCGCACAUGAGAAGGUGGAAGCGCACGGACAAGAAGUUCUUCGCCAAGGCGAGGAAGCUGUUCGACGUCGAGGUGGUACACGAGGACCCGCCGCUCGAAGGGUGGCGCCAUGGCCCGGUGGUCUACCUCUUUACCGAGAAGAAGCGGCGUGACAAGAAGUGAAGAAGCUCUUCCAAAAGGUAAUGACUGCCUGCUCGAUUGUGUUCGUCAUGUGUUCUUUCUGUUUGUUGUGAAAGAUCAUACUGUUAGAAUUCAAACAGAGAAAAAAAACUGAGGGCCAAAACUUGGUUGUGUGGUUGCAUAUGGAUUUGGAUGUGUCAGGUGCUAUCCUUUGUUUUAUUUAUGGAUUCUAGUUAAUUCUCAUGGAGUCACAAUGAAGUUUAGGAUUUCACUAUCUUAGAAUAACCAAUCUAAUAAUAGACGAUAUGAUUAUGAGGUGGUAGUAGCAGUACAGGACUUUAUGAUUGGCAAGGGACUGCCGAAAUUUGUAGUUUGAACAAGACAAAGUUUUUGGUUCUCAAGAACACAAGUCUAGCAUGUCUUCGUACUAGCACUUCAAAUGGUGAUGGACGGUCUCUAGAGAAAAGAUCAAUGGCACAAUUCCUCUGCAUGCAAGGAAGGAAUGACAUAAAACAUUAUGUUACUUAACAUGGAAAGUUUUUUGUUCUUUUGUGUUACUUUUAUGGAA
This is a messenger RNA of Oryza sativa Japonica Group (Japanese rice), 1404 nucleotides long. RefSeq lists its product as uncharacterized. NCBI's taxonomy places the organism in Eukaryota, Viridiplantae, Streptophyta, Magnoliopsida, Poales, Poaceae. The record is from RefSeq and is a predicted model, not a curated record.